CAAGACGAAGCUAAAAUCCCUCUUCAGAUCCACAGUCAACUGCCCUGACCACAUCCUGCAAAAAAUCCAGAGGAAGAAGAGCCAUGGAUUACUACAGAAAAUAUGCAGCUGUCAUUCUGGCCACAUUGUCUGUGUUUCUGCAAAUUCUCCAUUCCUUUCCUGAUGGAGAGUUUACAAUGCAGGGCUGCCCAGAAUGCAAGCUAAAGGAAAACAAAUACUUCUCCAAGCUGGGUGCCCCAAUCUAUCAGUGCAUGGGCUGUUGCUUCUCCAGAGCAUACCCCACUCCAGCGAGGUCCAAGAAGACAAUGUUGGUCCCAAAGAACAUCACCUCAGAAGCCACAUGCUGUGUGGCCAAAGCAUUUACCAAGGCUACAGUCAUGGGAAAUGCCAGAGUGGAGAAUCACACUGAGUGCCACUGCAGUACUUGUUAUUAUCACAAAUCUUAAAUAUUUUGCAAAGGGCCAUGUU
Messenger RNA from Balaenoptera ricei (Rice's whale), 468 nucleotides. RefSeq names its product glycoprotein hormones, alpha polypeptide (gene CGA). Gene Ontology annotation, molecular function: follicle-stimulating hormone activity. Gene Ontology annotation, cellular component: follicle-stimulating hormone complex; extracellular region. The record is from RefSeq and is a predicted model, not a curated record. Bases 84 to 446 code for a protein of 120 amino acids. Lineage: Eukaryota; Metazoa; Chordata; Mammalia; Artiodactyla; Balaenopteridae. The transcript is spliced from 4 exons. Gene Ontology annotation, biological process: positive regulation of steroid biosynthetic process; thyroid hormone generation.